Trichechus manatus latirostris (Florida manatee) is the source of this 2961-nucleotide messenger RNA. It is a transcript of the gene SLC16A2, whose product is annotated as solute carrier family 16 member 2. Bases 99 to 1706 code for a protein of 535 amino acids. Gene Ontology annotation, biological process: transmembrane transport; thyroid hormone transport. Gene Ontology annotation, cellular component: membrane. The record is from RefSeq and is a predicted model, not a curated record. Lineage: Eukaryota; Metazoa; Chordata; Mammalia; Sirenia; Trichechidae. The transcript is spliced from 6 exons. Gene Ontology annotation, molecular function: monocarboxylic acid transmembrane transporter activity; thyroid hormone transmembrane transporter activity.
GUAGCAGCAACGCUCGGAGCAGCAGCAGCAGCAGAAGAAACAAGUACCAGCCACCCAGCGGCUCCUCCGGCCCGAGCAGCCUCAGUCCCCCCGCCGCGAUGGCGCUGCAAAACCCGGCGAGCGAGGAAGCCAAGGGGCCUUGGCAGGAGACAGAGCAAGAACAGCAGGAGCUGGUGGGUCGCCCCGAGACCGAGCCCGAGCCCGAGACCGAGCCCAUGCUGGUACCACAACCUAAACCCGAACCAGAGCUCCAGCCUCUACCGGACCCCACGCCCUUGCCGGAGCUGGAGUUUGAGCCCGAGCCAGUGCACGAACGCGAGCCCACGCCCACGGUGGAGACUCGCGGCACUGCGCGCGGCUUCCAGCCCCCCGAGGGUGGCUUUGGUUGGAUGGUGGUCUUCGCUGCCACCUGGUGCAAUGGCUCCAUCUUCGGCAUCCAGAACUCCUUCGGGAUCCUCUACUCCAUGCUGCUGCAGGAGGAAAAAGAGAAAAAUCGCCAAGUGGAGUUCCAAGCAGCAUGGGUAGGAGCCCUCGCAAUGGGAAUGAUCUUCUUCUGUUCUCCCAUUGUGAGUAUAUUCACUGACCGUUUGGGCUGCCGAAUCACAGCGACCGCAGGGGCUGCUGUCGCUUUCAUUGGCCUUCAUACCAGUUCCUUCACAAGCUCAUUAAGCCUGCGUUACUUCACCUAUGGGAUUCUCUUUGGUUGUGGCUGUUCCUUCGCCUUUCAGCCAUCCCUCGUCAUCCUGGGCCACUAUUUCCAACGCCGCCUGGGCCUGGCCAAUGGUGUGGUGUCUGCUGGGAGUAGCAUCUUCUCCAUGUCUUUCCCCUUCCUCAUCAACAUGCUGGGGGACAAGAUCAAGCUGGCCCAAACCUUCCAGGUGCUGAGUACCUUUAUGUUUGUUCUCAUGCUGCUUUCACUCACCUACCGGCCCCUCCUGCCCAGCUCCCAGGACACCCCAAGCAAGAGGGGUGUCCGCACCCUUCGCCAGCGCUUUCUGGCUCAGCUCAGGAAGUACUUCAACAUGCGAGUGUUCCGCCAACGUACCUACCGCAUCUGGGCCUUCGGGAUUGCUGCUGCUGCACUUGGCUACUUCAUUCCCUAUGUACACCUGAUGAAGUAUGUGGAAGAGGAGUUCUCAGAAAUCAAGCAGACCUGGGUGCUCUUGGUGUGUAUUGGGGCUACCUCAGGCCUCGGGCGUCUUAUGUCAGGCCGUAUCAGUGAUUCCAUUCCUGGACUUAAGAAGAUCUACUUGCAGGUCAUCUCCUUCCUGCUCCUGGGCCUGAUGUCCAUGAUGAUUCCUCUGUGCCGGGGCUUCGGGGGCCUCAUCGUUGUCUGCCUCUUCCUGGGCCUAUGCGAUGGCUUCUUCAUCACCAUCAUGGCCCCCAUUGCCUUUGAGCUGGUGGGCCCAAUGCAGGCCUCACAGGCCAUUGGCUACCUCCUGGGUAUGAUGGCCCUGCCGAUGAUUGCUGGGCCCCCCAUUGCAGGCCUUCUCCACAACUGUUUUGGGGACUACCAUGUGGCCUUCUACUUUGCUGGUGUGCCCCCCAUCAUUGGGGCGGUAAUCCUCUUCUUCGUCCCUCUGAUGCAUCAAAGGAUGUUCAAGAAAGAGCAAAGGGAUUCCAGCAAGGAUAAGAUGUUGGCUCCUGACCCGGACCCUAAUGGGGAGCUGCUGCCAGGCUCUCCUGCCCCUGAGGAACCCAUCUAAUGCCUCUUUCUUGCCAUUGUGUGCUUCUCCCCAGCCCUUCUCCUUCACUCCAUUCUGCUCAGCAUUUACAUUUUUGCCACCAGCACACCUGUUCCCAAACCUGUGCACAUAGCAUUUUAGUCACCUGACCAUCCCCUUGGAGCCAAAACUCCAGGUGUUCCAAACUCACUAACCAAACUUCCCCCAUGAAUGCCUUUAAACUUGCCAAGGCCCUUCUCCUCCCAGGAUAUGGGGAAGCUUGGGAUCAUCCCCUGGCCUUUGGAACUUCUCCAUAUAUUUUCUAACCCCUGGGGGAUGAAGGGGAUGGGACCUCCGGGCUUCGGCUUGUUAGUCACCUACUAAAAGCAAUUUCUAAAGGUGCUACUGUGUCCCUAGGAGCCUAGUGGGGAGACCCAGACCUCUGUGUUCUGAGGAGUUUAUUACCAUCUGUCCUUGGGAGCUGUUGACAAGAGGGAGGGAGAUAUUGGGGGAAGCAAAAUGAAACAAGGAGCCUCAGAGUCUCUGAAGGCUGUGGCUUCCUAAGAUCUGUGGGUGCCAUCAUUUUACAAGUGUACAAGAAGUCUCCCCAUCAUAAAGCUGGUUAAUAGUCUGUUUCCUUUUUCUUUUCUUCCUUUUUUCCUCUACUGCCUCCUCUCUCUUCUCUUCCCCAUUUCUUUUUAUGACUAUCAUAGACACAUGGGUGUUUGGAGAAAGGAGGGACCCAGAGCUUAAACCAAUCAGCCUCACCUUGGCCCAGCCCACCCCUGCCACUAGCAUCAAUCCCAUCAUCUCAGGCUGAGCCACAUCUCACUUUUUGGCUCAAGCUGAUAGAAUAGACUGGAAAAGUAAAGUACCAUAUUGGGAAGGGACCUUAAACAGCAUAGCGUUUUACUCACCAAUUUCAUAGACUUCCCAGGCCAAUGCAUUAACCUGGAGGCCCUCACAGCUCCUUACCCUUGUAUCCAUGGGUCAAAAUGUGAAGAAACUCCUUUCAUCUCAGUAAGCAGAGGAGGACUGAUAACAGGGAGAUGGAAUGGAGGAGGGGAGGGACAGUAGUUAUUGACAUAGUGAAGGACGAAUUACUCCAUCUCAUUACUCAUGACAUGUCAAUAUUUCCACCUGAGUCAGGCCAAGGAAGGGACUGCUUCAGGAAAAAUCCCAUUCCCAGCCUUGAUCCCAAAAAAGUACAGGCAGCAGCUGCACAUAGAGUUGGACAAUUUGUUUUAGGAAAGGGAAGCCAUCCUAGCCUUUACCUUCAGUGUGUCCCCAAUACUGA